CUGAGAAGGAGGAGUAUUGCCUACUGCAGAACAUAGAAGACGUUUUACUUUACCACAUCUCGACUCGUGAGCUGACCGUUUAACAGAUAUCAUGUUCGUUUGAAGGAGAAAACGGAUUCCACACUGCUUUUACGGCCCUACAGUACCUGAGGCAGUGGAAAUCUGGGGAGACGAGCAUCCACAGGAGAUGAAGAGGUGACAUUCUAAACGUUCAGAGAAAGGAAUAGAACCGGACUUGGCACUGAGCCUUGGGAGACCCCCAUCCUUUUUUUUGGUACUGGACUAGUUGCUGCAACACCCUCACCAUUGCCCCCCAAGCGGCGUUCUUGUUCUUCACUACAUUCUCCGCUGCCUGCAGGGCAUCCAGAGAGAACCAGGGCCUCCGGACCCGCUCCGAGCUCAGCAGCAGCACAGCAGGGAUGAGCGAGUUCUGGCACAAGAUUGGCUGCUGCGUGGUGGCCAAACCUCCACCGAGAAAGAGGCGGAGGAAAAUCGACCGCAGCAUGAUCGGCGAGCCCACAAACUUUGUCCACCUGACACACAUUGGCUCUGGGGAGAUGGCAGCGGGCCGGGCCCCGUCAGGGCCGGUUCAGGAACAGAUGAGGUCAAAGGGACCCAGUGCCAACGGCCGCAAGAGCAUGUUAUAGCUGCUGCCUACCAAGCAUGGAGGACCAUUUCCAUCACCCUCAAUGCGCCCCCUCUCAUCCCAUCCCAAAUCAAAAGCAGCCACUGCAGCGCAACCUGUUUCCAAUGGAUUAUUUGGCAAACCUGAGACAGUUCCUAAUAGAGAGCAGAGAGGCUCUUCCUGAUGUCUGCAGGAUCCAUUUAGCCAAACAGGACGAUGCCCUUUCUGUGGUUACCACAAUAAUCACCCUGCUCAGAGGAGGAUAGACAGACAUGUUUUUUAAAGAAAAGUAUUUGUCUUUCUGAUAGACUUUGGACUUCCACUGUAUUUCAGCCAACAACGUUUCUGUGUCCAUGCCAGCAAGCGUGUGUGAGAGAGCCGGUGAGAGUGCUUUGCAAAAUGUGUUGACUAACAUGGCUGAUUCAUUUCAGGAAGUGAAGAUUAUGUUCUCAACGGAUCACCUGAAUGUUGCAAACCAUUGACCUACUGCCAAACAAUUAGUAUACAAAAUAUUUUGCGUAUCUGUCUAAUGAAUGAGGAUGCACCUUUAUUUUUCUACAGUGCAUAGUUAAAGAUGUGUGUGUGUGUGUGCAAAAUGCUAUGUGAUUUUAUUGCUGUUUAGAUGCCAGUACUGAGCAGUGUUAUUCUGAUUGUGCCAUUUGCCAUAGAACCCCAUUUGGACUGCUACCCAGUUGCAAGCAUACAGGUAACUGCCAAGAUAAAGGAAACCCCAACAUAAAGUGUCUUAAUAGGGCGUUGGGCCACCACGAGCCAGAACAGCUUCAAUGCACCUUGGCAUAGAGUCUACAAGAGUCUGGAACUCAAUUGGAGAGAUGCGACACCAUUCUUCCACAAGAAAUUCCAUCAUUUGGUGUUUUGUUGAUGGUGGGGGAAAACUCUGUCUCAGGCUCCGCUCCAGAAUCUCCCAUAAGUGUUCAAUUGGGUUGAGAUCUGGUGACUGAGACGGCCAUGGCAUGUGGUUUACAUGGUUUUCAUGCUCAUCAAACCAUUGUGUAUUGUCAUCCUGGAAGAGACCACUCCCAUCCGGAUAGAAAUGCUUCACCCUAGGUUGAAGGUGAUCACUCAGAAUGUCUGUGUACUUAUUUCCGUUUACCUUGCCCUCUAAGGGGUUGAGUGGACCUAAACCAUGCCAGGAAAAUGCACCCCACACCAUAACAGAGCCGCCAGAACCCUCAUUUACUCAAGUGUUUCCUUUAUUAUAGCAGUUACCUGUAGCUGGUCACUGUGAUACCCAAUUUACUGGCACCUACUCUGAAAACCCCAAACUAUUAGUCAGCGGGGAGAGUCUGUUAGUAACAGGGGUUGUUGUUGAAAUUGGAAACACCCUGACCGUUACGGGGCUUUUCAGUCAUCUAUCCUGGAAUUACUCGGGAAUGCCACUCAUUAAAUCAACUGCAUCGAAGGAACAUUCCAUAAGGUUGUUUUUUCUCUUGUCUGGGGGGGAUGACAUACAUACGAUAGUGACAUACAUUCUGAAACCAGGUGGGGGUUUUAAAAAAUCUGACCUGUAUUUCUGACCUGCUUAGUAUUCACAAUCUAUUGUGAAUAACUCAUCACUCUGUAGUUUGUUGCUAAUAUUGGAUAUUAAGUGUCCACAGGGGGAAAAACUGUCACUGUUUGAAUUGUAAUGUUUUUAAUAUUGUAUCUUAUGUGAUUUUGCUACACCAUUAUCCUAUGCCAGAGCAUAUGGAUAGUGUCGUACAUGUACAGUAUGUUGUCCUUUCACUAAUACCUUAUCUGUUUUAUACACUGGGCCUAAUGUUUACUUAAUGCUGAAGACAGCUGAAGGGGUGACUUUGCAUAUUGCUUUGUGACUUUCCUAUCUUUGUUAGAGCAUGUCAUUCUCAGCCCAACAGAAUGACUGCUGCCUUGAAGUUUCUUGUACAAUGUACAUUGGUAACGUCAGUAAUUUGAGUCUGUCUGUUGGCAUUUUAAGUUUCUUUCCUAUCUUUAUCAUGAUUGUUAUUAGACCAAAGCUUAAGUUCAAAAGAAAUUAUUUGUGCAACCUCUUGGUUUUUACUGAAAAUACAGUUCACAUUCUGAAUAUAAUUCUGUGUGAGUAAUCUCUUCUGUUGCUGACGGUGAAUCUGAAUGUUAUCACCAAAUAAAUGUGUUACUCAAUUUUCA
This is a messenger RNA of Coregonus clupeaformis (lake whitefish), 2773 nucleotides long. RefSeq names its product CDC42 small effector protein 1-like. Gene Ontology annotation, biological process: regulation of Rho protein signal transduction. Bases 420 to 647 code for a protein of 75 amino acids. Gene Ontology annotation, molecular function: small GTPase binding. Gene Ontology annotation, cellular component: plasma membrane. The record is from RefSeq and is a predicted model, not a curated record. The transcript is spliced from 5 exons. Lineage: Eukaryota; Metazoa; Chordata; Actinopteri; Salmoniformes; Salmonidae.